GGAAGCCUCCCUCCCAAUGGCCCGGACCGGAGCAUUUAACCUGUUGCUGCUGGCGGGGGCAGGAGGCGCUCGCGCUGCCUGAAGAGCGGCGGGCGGGGAGGAAAUUAGCCUCUCGCCUUGCCGCGUUCAGCCGGCCUCCAGAAGAGCGAGCCCGCCGCCCGAAGCCGCCCCCCCCCACUUCACACCUUCCGCCACCGGCGACGACGGAGGCGGCCAUGUCCCCCCCUCGGCGCAAAGGGAGCCUGCCCGGCGGACGUCGCGGCUCGGCGGCCUCUCGCGCGCUGCUGGUGCUGCUGGCGCUGCUUCCGCAGGUCCAUCCCCACAGAGCCUCGGGGCCCAGGUUUUUAAUAAGCGACCGUGACAGAGAUCCACAGUGCAACCUCCACUGCUCCAGGUCCCCCACCAAGCCCCUCUGUGCCUCAGAUGGCAGGACAUACGAGUCAAUGUGCGAUUAUCAGAGAGCCAAGUGCAGGGAUGCCAGCCUGAGUGUAGCUCAUCGGGGCAGAUGCAAAGAUGCUGGUCAGAGCAAAUGCAGGUUAGAAAGGGCUCAAGCUCUGGAUCAAGCAAAGAAGCCACAAGAAGCAGUCUUCAUUCCAGAGUGCAGCGAGGAUGGCUCAUUCACCCAAGUGCAGUGUCAUACUUAUACUGGAUAUUGCUGGUGUGUCACUUUGGAUGGCAAACCCAUUAGUGGUUCUUCAGUACAGAAUAAAACUCCUGUAUGUUCAGGUUCAGUAACUGACAGGCCACUAGGACAGGGUAAUUCUGGUAGAAAAGUUUCUUUUCGAUUUUUUUUAACUCUCAAUUCAGAUGACGGUUCAAAACCAACACCCACCAUGGAGACCCAACCUGUUUUUGAUGGAGAAGAAAUCACAGCUCCCACACUUUGGAUAAAGCAUUUGGUCAUCAAAGAUUCUAAACUGAACAGCUCUAGUAUGAAAAAUUCAGAGAAAGUUAAUUCAUGUGACCAGGAGAGGCAAAGUGCUCUUGAAGAGGCCAAGCAAAAUCCCCGGGAAGGGAUUGUUAUCCCUGAAUGUGCUCCUGGAGGGUUGUACAAACCAGUGCAGUGUCAUCAAUCCACCGGAUAUUGCUGGUGUGUUCUGGUAGACACAGGUCGUCCCCUACCUGGUACCUCCACCCGAUAUGAGACGCCUGUGUGUGAGAGCAAUGCCCGAUCGAGGAUCCCAGAAAAUGAUGACCCAUUCAAAGACAGAGAACUUCCAGGCUGCCCAGAAGGGAAAAAAGUGGAAUUCAUUACCAGUCUACUAGAUGCUCUCACCACAGACAUGGUACAGGCCAUUAAUUCAGCAGCACCUGCUGGAGGCGGGAGGUUCUCUGAGCCUGACCCCAGCCACACCUUGGAGGAGCGGGUGGUGCAUUGGUACUUCCGUCAGCUGGACAACAACAACAGCAGCGACAUCAACAAAAGGGAGAUGAAGCCCUUUAAGCGCUACGUGAAGAAGAAAGCCAAGCCCAAGAAAUGUACACGGCGCUUCACCGACUACUGUGAUAUUGACAAAGACAAGUCCAUCUCACUACAAGAACUGAAGGGUUGCUUAGGUGUCGGAAAGGAAGGAGGCAGCAUUGGCCAUUUCCCUCAUGGAAAAAGACAAGGUGUUAAUCCUUUCAUAGGACGUCUUGUCUAGGAGCGGAUGGGAUGGCAUGGCACAGAAGGAUUGAAGGAAGAAGGGACAGGACACACUGCUGUCUGAAAACGCUCAUGUGGGACUGGCAACAUCCAGUGUAGCAGAAAUGGCAGCCACAACAUUUGCACUUUUAAAAACAAAUGGAAGAGGGAUGGAAGUUGGUCUACUUAUAGUGCUGUUAUUUUCUACCUUGCAGAAGAAAAGGAAAAAGGAGAACAUUACAUUUUGGAAAGAAAACUGGACAGCUACUGAUGAUUUAAAUUUUGAGGGUUGCUUGGACUUGAAGAAAAUGUUUAAUAUACUGUAUAUAAAUGUAAAUUGUACAGUGGUCUUGAGCUGGGCUUAGUGUGAUAAUUUGGUCCUUGCCUAGGAUUUCUUCUAAAGUAGCAGAAAUUAAAGGGGCAUAGUGGAUUUUAGAAUCCAGGAAUGCACUGAUUUUUACAACCAGUCCAAAUUCAAACCUAAAAUUGAGAUCUUUUCCCAAUCAGUCUCAUUACGCAAAGGCCAGUGGUGCUGACUGCACACACAUAUUCAUACAAAUAUUUCUUGUAAAUGAGAGUACGUGUUCACUCAUGAACCCAGACAUGCAGAGCAAAGAAAGUCUUUGCAACAUAAUUGUACAAAACACGCCUGAAUACUUGCUGGAAUUUGAUCCAGGCUGGCACCCAUGUGAGUAACUACUGUUCCCUAAUGCAAAAUCAUUAAAAGUUGUGUGUGAGAGAGAAUAGUAUGAUGUGAAGUGACUGUGGAUAUUAUUAUGAUUAUGAUUACAUUGCAUUUAUACCCUGCCUUUGUUCCUCUUGCAAGGAAACCAAGGUGGCUCUCCUUCUCUCCAUGUUACCCUCACAGCAACAACCCUGUGAGAGCCCAGGACUGCUCCACCACCCCCUCAGGAAGCUGCAUGGCUAGUGGAGACCAGAACCCAGAUCUCUUGGGUCCAUGUCUGACACUCUGAUCCACUGUGUCACAUGAGAUAGAGCUUUGGGCAUAAUCCACCUGUAUAAAUGUGACCAAUAACCUUUCUGGUAUGGACAAAUGGAGCGCCAAUUCGGUGCUGCAUAAGGAACCUGUGGACCACAACCCCACUCAGCCAUUGCUGACAUGGCCAGUGAUCAGCAGUGAUGGAAGCUGUCACCCUCCAGGUAUAGUUGGACCACACACUCCUCACCUCAGUGCAGUGGAUGGACUUUAACCGAGGGAGGCCUCGCUCCAGCUUCCUGUUUGCAAAGCAUUGGGUAGGCUUGGAACAGCUUCUGUAUGAAUGUGGAGAUGUAUCUGCCAGUGGGAAUUCAGGUCCAGGCCUGUUUAGCUGCAGCCAUAGAAUAGUGAUGAGUGCUUUCAGAGCAUUCUGUUGUGCUGGUGAGAGCCGGUGUUAAUACUUUAGCAUGGCGGUAGGCGAUCCCCCCUAUGCUUCCUUUCAUCCUGGAGGGACUAGCUGAGAGCUGCAACCUGCACAUGUGGAUUGUUGAUAAAAGUACCCUAAAUGAAUGUUACGGGCAUCUUCCCAUAAUUGCAUGCCUCUGUCUCCAGCAUUUGGGCAGCAGAGAAGGUGUGUGUGAAGAUGCAAGGGCUGGCCUGCCAAAGAGGGAGCAGAGCAAAUUGGAACGGGCUUAAAAACAAAAAAAAAAACAAAAAAAAAAAAGAGGUGGCCACCAGCAGCUCUUUUGUUUAUGCUGCCAGAGUCUUUGUAUUUAGCAGUGGGUCCUGCCCUUUUGCUUGCAUUCUUUCUGGAGAAGAUUGGUUGCCACCCUACUUGGGUUCCUAUGCUUGCAGUGUGGACAUGUAAAUCUAUAUUAAUCCUUCUGACGAACAGUGUGGCAUUGCAAGUCCCUGUUUCAGUCAUGGGCUGCUGUGUGUGGAAAUAUUUGAACACAGUUGCAAUGGGAGCAGGAUCACUGUUUGACUCUAAAGGAAGUGCUAUUUUUCCUGAACAUUUUUUCAGUGGCUUUAGAGGGUAGCAGCUUGGCACAGAGAGUCCAAAGAGACACAGUCGCCUUGGUCUGCAGCGUAGCUGUCAUGUCCCCUGACUGCAGCACCGCAGAUACUGGCCUCCUUAUGUCUCCACCUGUUAGUGAUGGAAGGGAGUUAUAAUUCCUGCCGAUUGGUUGCUUCAAGCCAAAGUGUCCCUGCAUUUCCACCUAUACUUUGCAGCUUUCUGAGGAACAUUCAGCCACACAGAGCUCUUGUACAAUUAAGAGCUGAGUAGUAAUUGCAUGUAUGCACAGGUAGUCUGGAACAGAUUGAUAAUCGCCUAGGACUGGUGUAUUUGGUGGCAUUUUUGUCAAAACUCACCUGUAAGUGGAUUUUGUGACAGAGUCAUCAAUAGUCCAUAGUGAUAGUUUUGAGCAGCCUUGAUCAGCAUGGCUGCUGGGUAAAGAAGAGAGGAACUGUAGUCUGAAAUAUGUGGAGAGAAGCAAGUUGGAAAAGGCUGGCUUAAAGAUAGAUUGUGAAAUCUAAUAGGAAUCAUGCCACUGUUAUGAAGAGUACAGCAUCAUCCUUCUGAAAUAUACACCAUGACAGGACAGCUACAUUCUAUUAUGGCAACCCCAAGACAACAGUUUGUGACACUCAGAAAGUGUCAAGUGUGUUGGUUUUGGCUUAUUAAAUGUUCAGAAGACGCAAGGCUGGGUUGUAAAAAUAAAUGAUCCUUUGGAUUCUGUCCUUCUAAGUAGAUAGAAGCUUGAAAUUUGCCCCAAAAGUCUAUUCCUUUUUAAAAACUGUGCCAAAUUGUUUGACAAGUAUAUUGUAAGGCGAAUCUUUGUCUCACGGAACAGCAGCACCCACUGCUGGCUUCUCUGCCAUAUCACAUACAAUGUAUGUGCGUUCUCUACAAAUCGCUCUCUGCAUAUGCUUUCACCUUUUAUACACAUGACUUACUGUGUAUGUAUUCCAGUUGCUUGGUUUUAAUAGACAGUGUAAAAACUC
This is a messenger RNA of Varanus komodoensis (Komodo dragon), 4568 nucleotides long. It is a transcript of the gene SMOC1, whose product is annotated as SPARC related modular calcium binding 1. The transcript has 13 exons. Gene Ontology annotation, biological process: extracellular matrix organization. The record is from RefSeq and is a predicted model, not a curated record. Lineage: Eukaryota; Metazoa; Chordata; Lepidosauria; Squamata; Varanidae. Gene Ontology annotation, cellular component: basement membrane. Gene Ontology annotation, molecular function: protein binding; calcium ion binding; extracellular matrix binding. The coding region runs from base 216 to 1643 and encodes 475 amino acids.